This is a messenger RNA of Camelina sativa (false flax), 1790 nucleotides long. The record is from RefSeq and is a predicted model, not a curated record. NCBI's taxonomy places the organism in Eukaryota, Viridiplantae, Streptophyta, Magnoliopsida, Brassicales, Brassicaceae.
UCAUCUUCGUCUUGUUUACCACUCUGAUCAAUCAUUUCCAUAUAUACACAAACGACAAAACUCAAAUCAAAUAAUAGAAUGGUUGCCUCAGUUUCCCUAUUUGCCUCUCUUGCACCAUACUUAGUCUCAGCAUUACUUCUAUUCCUUCUGCUCGAGCAACUCUCUUACCAUGUCAAAAAAAGAAACCUCCCUGGCCCCCUCUUCGUCACCCCAAUCAUUGGAAACGUCAUUGCACUCCUCCGUGACCCAACUUCCUUCUGGAACAAGCAAUCUGCGAUGGCAAACACUUCCGUUGGCCUCUCCACCAACUACCUCAUUGGAAAGUUUAUUAUCUACAUUAAAGAUGCAAAGCUUUCCAAUAUAAUCUUCUCCAACAUUCGUCCCGAUGCUUUCCAACUUAUUGGUCAUCCAUUCGGCAAGAAGAUCUUCGGUGAACACAGCCUUAUCUUUAUGUUUGGCGAGGAUCAUAAGUCCGUUCGUCGUCAAGUCGCUCCUAACUUCACCCGUACGCCACUCUCCAUGUACUCUUCCUUACAGCAAACAGUUAUCAUGCGUCAUUUACGGCAGUGGGAGGAAAGUUUUUCCCGUGGAUCUCGGCCAGUUUCGAUGCGACAACUCAUCCGUGAACUCAACCUCGAGACUUCUCAGACGGUUUUUGUCGGACCAUACCUCGACAAGGAAGUCAAGAACUCGAUCCGUGAUGAUUACAAUCUAUUCAACCAAGGAACAAUGGCACUCCCAAUCGACCUCCCAGGGUUCGCGUUCGGCGAGGCUCGUAAGGCGGUAUCGAGACUAGUGAACACAAUGGUUGUUUGCACGAGAAAAUCAAAAGCCAAGAUGGCCACAGGAGAGAAUCCAACAUGCCUAGUCGAUUUCUGGACGCAUUCGAUCGCUGCGCAGAAUCCGCCGCUUCCUCACUCCGUAGACGAGGAGAUUAGUUGUGUGGUCGUUGAUUUUCUGUUUGCAGCACAGGACGCAUCCACAUCAUCACUCCUCUGGGCAGUGGUGCUUCUUGAGUCGGAGCCAGAAGUGCUAAGAAGAGUCAGGGAGGAAGUCGCAAGUUUUUGGUCGCCUGAGUCCAAUGAGUUGAUCACAGCCGAUCAGCUCGUGGAGAUGAAGUUCACGCGGACUGUGGCGCGUGAGGUCCUUAGAUACCGACCACCAGCAAGUAUGGUUCCACACGUUGCUGUUAGUGACUUCCCUCUCACGGAAUCGUACACAAUACCUAAAGGUACAGUUGUGUUUCCUUCCCUUUUUGAUGCCUCGUUUCAAGGGUUUACUGAACCAGACCGGUUUGAUCCUGACCGGUUUAACGAGACAAGGCAAGAGGAUCAGGUAUUCAAACGCAAUUUUUUGACUUUUGGAAUUGGCUCGCACCAGUGCGUAGGCCAGCGUUACGCGCUGAACCACCUCGUUCUCUUCAUUGCCAUGUUCACGUCGGUGUUCGAUUUCAAGAGGGCCCGAUCGGAGGGCUGCGAUGAUAUUGUGCAUAUCCCAACGAUGUCACCCAAAGAUGGGGGCAUGGUUUUCUUGUCUAGCCGCGCCGGUGUCUCUCCUUGAAUUACUUUGGUACAAGUCAUCGUCGGUGUAUAUUCUAUAUCGCUUUUCAUGAUGUGGCCUAAGUGUCAUUCAGUUUGAGAGGAGACGUCACGUCAUUGUGUUGCCAUGUCUUCACCAUCUAUGUAUGUUGUUGUUUUUUCUUUGUCCCAAUGAUGUUAUAUUAUAGUAACUUAUUUCAUAAGUUUCAGUUUCAUUAAUAAGAAAACACCCGCCUAUUUACCCGAAUAUAA